AUGGCUACAGAUACCCCAGCACUCGUCUUGCACGGCGCAAAAGAUCUUCGACUUGGAUCUAAACCAGUCUCCCUUCCUACCGGUGCAGAUGUCCAAGUUGCUGUCCGUGCCACUGGCCUCUGCGGUUCCGACCUCCACUACUACAGCCAUGGCCGCAAUGGUGACUUUGUCGUCCGCGAGCCCAUGUGCCUGGGCCAUGAAUCCUCUGGCACCGUCACCGCUGUCGGCCCUGAAGUGACCACCCUGCAGGUCGGGGAUCGCGUCGCUCUCGAAGUCGGUCUUUCUUGCCGCAAGUGCGUCCUCUGCAAACAGGGUCGCUACAACAUCUGCCCGGAGAUGAAAUUCCGCAGCAGCGCCAAAAUCUUCCCCCACCUCGACGGCACCCUCAUGGGUCGUACCAACCACCCGGCGGACAUGUGCCAUAAGCUGCCGGACUCGGUAACAUACGCUGGCGGCGCCCUGGUCGAGCCACUCGCCGUCUGUCUACAUGGUAUUCGCCGCUCACACCCUCCUACCAAGGAAGAAGUGCAGCUGGCCGAAUCGCUGGGCGAACAGUCCGCCGCUUUGGUCUUCGGUGCUGGCGCCGUUGGCCUUCUCCUUGCCGCUUCCCUGGCGACCUCGGAGAACUUCUCCUCAAUCGUCGUAGCAGAUAUUGACCAAUCGCGUCUCGAAAUCGCUAAAUCCCUCAACCUGGGCUUCAAGACCGCCCUUAUCCCCAAGUCCAACCCGUCCAACCCUCCCCCUCCCCCUACCGCUCCUCAAGCCGACCACAUCGCCUACGCGCUGAACAACGCCCAGAACGUCGCUAGCGUCUUGAAGGAGACGGCCGGUGCCGCGAACGGUUUCACUCGCGUCUACGACUGUACCGGUGUCCCGGCCUGCGUGCAGGCUGGUAUUUACGCCUCCGCCGCCGGAGGUGUUCUGGUGCAGAUCGGCAUGGGAAACCCAGUCCAGAGUCUCCCCGUCGGAGCCGCUGCUCUCCGUGAGGUCGACAUCAUCGGUGUCUUCCGAUACGAUGGAUACGCAUACCCCGCUGCUAUCAACUUGAUGGCGAGCGGCAAGUUCAACCGUGUCGAAGAGCAGGUCAUUACUCACCGGGUGAAGCUCGAAGAGGGUGACCGGGCCUUCGCAUUGGCUGGAAAGGGAGUUGACGAGACUGGAAGACCAGUUGUGAAGGUCGUCAUUGAGAGCGAAACAUGA
Messenger RNA from Aspergillus wentii DTO 134E9, 1200 nucleotides. RefSeq names its product NAD(P)-dependent alcohol dehydrogenase. Gene Ontology annotation, biological process: D-sorbitol catabolic process. The transcript has 2 exons. Bases 1 to 1200 code for a protein of 399 amino acids. The record is from RefSeq and is a predicted model, not a curated record. Gene Ontology annotation, molecular function: L-iditol 2-dehydrogenase (NAD+) activity; zinc ion binding. Lineage: Eukaryota; Fungi; Ascomycota; Eurotiomycetes; Eurotiales; Aspergillaceae.